AAGAAAGACAUGAAACGUGCAGAGCCAGGAUUUGCAUUCUGGCAGGCUGACCCCAGAACUUAUCUCUAAGCUCCGCACAGUGGUUGUCCCCCAUCAGGAUGUGAAGAAAGUGAGGACAUGAGACAAGGAGUGAGAGGCUGGUGUGGUUUGAACAGAUGUGAUAAAACAGCGGAAGCAAGGAAUUGACAUGAUAAAACGGUGUGCGAUCCAGGUGUGACUUAGUGAGGGUAGAAUUGAAAGUGGCCUAAACCUUUGCCUUAACCUUGGCUAGGGCCAGCCUCUCUCGAAUUCUGUGGGGCAGGGAAGAGAGAUAUACACCCAUACACAUGCAUGGUCAUGGAGGCUAUGACUCUGAUUUUAGUGAUGAUGAACACUGUGGAGAAUCUAGCAAAAGGAAAAAAAAGACAGUUGAAGAUGAUUUACUGCUCGAAAAGCCAUUUCAGAAAGAAAAACAUGGAAAGGUGGUCCAUAAACAAGUUGCAGCAGAAUUGCUGGAUAGGGAAGAAGCAAGAAAUAGAAGGUUUCAUCUCAUAGCUAUGGAUGCUUAUCAAAGGCAUACAAAGUUUGUAAAUGACUAUAUUUUAUACUAUGGUGGCAAAAAAGAAGACUUCAGGCGAUUGGGGGAAAAUGACAAGAUAGACAUGGAUGUUAUACGAGAAAAUCACAGAUUCCUAUGGAAUGAGGAGGAUGAAAUGGACAUGAAUUGGGAGAAGAGACUUGCAAAGAAAUACUAUGAUAAAUUAUUCAAGGAAUACUGCGUAGCAGAUCUCACCAGAUACAAAGAAAAUAAGUUUGGAUUUAGGUGGCGAGUAGAAAAAGAAGUAAUUUCAGGGAAAGGCCAGUUUUGCUGUGGAAAUAAAUGUUGUGAUAAAAAAGAAGGCUUAAAGAGUUGGGAAGUUAAUUUUGGUUAUAUUGAGCAUGGUGAAAAGAGAAAUGCGCUUGUUAAAUUAAGAUUAUGCCAAGAAUGUUCCUUUAAAUUAAAUUUUCAUCACAGGAGAAAAGAAGACAAGUCAAAAAAAAGAAAGGAUAAAGCCAGAAAAGAUUGUGAAGAGUCAUCACAUAAAAAAUCCAGAUUAUCUUCUGUAGAAGAGUCCUCUAAGAAAAACGAUAAAGGAAGCUCUGAUGAGGAAGGAAGUACUUCAGAAUCUGAACUUUGGAAGGGCCCACUACCAGAGACAGAUGAAAAAUCACAGGAAGAAGAAUUUGAUGAAUAUUUUCAAGGUUUAUUUCUGUGAGAUGGAAGAGGGAUGCAUACAUUCCUUAAUGUGAAAGUAUACUUUGAAACUCUUCACAAAAUUUUGUCUACAAGUUGCAACUUGAGUGGUUUGUCUUUGGAAAUAAAAAUCCAGCUACUCUCA
Kogia breviceps (pygmy sperm whale) is the source of this 1358-nucleotide messenger RNA. Lineage: Eukaryota; Metazoa; Chordata; Mammalia; Artiodactyla; Physeteridae. The record is from RefSeq and is a predicted model, not a curated record.